This is a messenger RNA of Suillus clintonianus, 402 nucleotides long. RefSeq lists its product as uncharacterized. Lineage: Eukaryota; Fungi; Basidiomycota; Agaricomycetes; Boletales; Suillaceae. The transcript has a single exon. The record is from RefSeq and is a predicted model, not a curated record. Bases 1 to 402 code for a protein of 133 amino acids.
AUGCUUCUCAUUGGAGACAGUACUACAAAGUCACAAAAAACGUGGAGCAAUGACACUGUUUGCUUCUCCUCCAGCUCAACCCACGCACUGUACAAUGCAGCUGAGUUAAUUGGCGGCACCUCCGAUGAUGAUCCCAAGUCGACCUCCUUUUUGCUGGAGGCUGACGGCUGGAUGGUCGGACCAGACAAUCGGCUCUUAUUCUGGGUACCACCCGCUUCCCGACAGGCUUUUUAUAAUCCUUAUAAUGCCUUGGUCAUACCCAGAGGAUGUGUUGAGCUUGAUUUGAGCCGUAUGGCACAUGGACCACAUUGGCAGCAUUGCCAAGGUCCUACUCGGAGAACUACGAAGGAACGACUAUCUUCCUUCGAUUGGUCUGGCUCGGGGAGACAAGGUUCAAAAUGA